Molecule: messenger RNA, 2094 nt
Organism: Aspergillus fumigatus Af293
Lineage: Eukaryota; Fungi; Ascomycota; Eurotiomycetes; Eurotiales; Aspergillaceae
Product: putative homeobox transcription factor
Biological process (GO): regulation of transcription by RNA polymerase II
Cellular component (GO): RSC-type complex; nucleus
Molecular function (GO): DNA-binding transcription factor activity, RNA polymerase II-specific; DNA binding
Source: RefSeq, a predicted model, not a curated record
AUGAACUACCUACACCACCCAUACGCCUUCGGCGGUCAUAAUGCGGUUCAAUUCGAUCAAUCCAUAGCCUACGACCCUGCCAUGGCACACCAUGCCAUGGUGCACCCCAUGGAUGGCUACCUAUACCCUCACCCACCAUACGAGAUGGUUGACUACUAUCAUCAACCGAUCAUGGACUACGAAGAAUACGCGGAGAAUCUGUCCCGUCCAAGGUUGACCAAAGAACAAGUAGAGACGCUGGAGGCUCAAUUUCAGGCUCACCCCAAGCCAAGCAGCAAUGUGAAGCGUCAAUUGGCCGCUCAGACAAAUCUGAGCUUGCCUCGGGUUGCUAAUUGGUUCCAAAACCGACGAGCAAAGGCAAAGCAGCAAAAGAGACAGGAGGAGUUUGAGAGAAUGCAAAAGGCCAAAGCAGAGGCUGAGGAAGCUGCUCGGAAUAAGGCCGACAGCGCGGACGACACAUCUGACUCAAACCAAAGCGAUUCGACGACCAAGGAGGAGACCGAUAAAGCCAACGACACAAAGACAUCGGAGUCGGGCGGGCCAGGCGAGCAGACGAAGACCUCGACCUCAUCUCGAUCGAAGCAUCAGAAAACAAGGAGUGAGUCGGCUCGAGAGGCCACUUUCGCCUCAUUGCAGAGAGCUCUCAAUGCUGCCGUGGCGGCUCGUGAGCACUACGGCAGCGAGUGCGAGCAGGAUCGGAAUGACGGCAACAGUGUUGGAGGAUCUGCCUCCCCAACGACAUUUCCCCUGAGCGCUCGGGGUAAUGACCAUGAUGACUCGGAAAGCGCCCACAGUGCUCUCAACACCCCUUUCUCGGCAUGGGAGAGUGGCAAAGAUUCUUCAGCUUCCUGGACCUCUCGGGGUGCCCAGGAGCCCUUCGCAUAUACUGGCCUGGCCACGCCUUCAUUUCCCACAAUGGAAAGUUCACUACAGCCUGUCAGUCAAGGUGAGGAGUGGGCGAGCCAAUUGGCGACGUCGGCCGAAUCGCUGCCCGGCCACCGUGCACCCAUGGAUGUUGAUUCCUCGUCAUACGGAGCCAUCCAUUACUCUGUGAAGCCGGAGCUGUCAAGGCAAGGCUCGUCCGAAGAUCUUGCUAGCACCUUGCAGGGCAUUGGAAUCGACACUAGCGGCUCGCCUCAUGGCUUGUCGCAGCUGACUGGCCGGUCUUCAUGGAAAGAUGCUGGAAAGGAGCUCGACCUUGCUGCGCGUAGAAAGCGGCCGAGGCCGGCGGCCAUUGGCACAUCGCGAUCUAGCUCGAUGCUGGCUGGGUCCACUUCCAUGUCACCGACCAUGCGCCUGCCGAACGGCGCCGGUCACGCAGUGAGACAGUCCAAAUCCGCACAGAGUCUCGGCUCGCGGUACGCUGGUGUCAGAAAGGCGUCGACCGCUCAGCGGUCGCCUUUCAACCUGGCAACCUUUGCCGAGGCGGGCACUUUGAAUUGCAAGCCCGAGAUGUCAAGCAUGCUGCAACCUGUCACAACCGGUGGGUUGGCUCCACCGACGCCGCUGACUCCGGAGAAUCUUCACCACUUGCUUCCAGCCACUCCGUCUGACGGGGGGUACUGCCUCUCAGCGCAACCGACCAGCCACCUGUUUCCCACGACUCAGCCCAUGCAGAUCAACAUCGCAUCUCCUCCGGCUACUCCGCUUGCGGUAGACAUGAUGUCGUCGUAUUCCUACCAUGGCGUCGCUCCGCCAAUGUCCGCCCCUGCCCACUACACGACCUUUCCCGAGUAUUCCUCUUGUGAUGGAACCCCUUUGACGGGCCGGAGCUGGGCCGACGCUACAUCGAUCCCUCCGUCGGAUCAAUCGUUCGCCGCGCGCUGCCAGAUGGAGAUGCCAUCUGUGACGUACGAGCAGGCUGUUGAUCCGACUUGCGCAACGGCAGAUAUCGGGAUGUUCUCGUCCAAAGAUAUUGACAUGCACAUGUCGACAGGAGCGCCGGCCGAGGAUGCGAGGCCUACCGAGUUUCAGAUUCAAGAGUUUCCUGAACAGCAAGAGAUUCACCGAUUCGUCGCUCAGCAGCUUCCAUCGCACAAACCCAAGGCCUACACCUUCGCCGCCAAUUCUACGCCACACAAUUUCCAGAACUGA